AUGGAAUGGGGAAAAAACGAGAAAAAACGAGAAAAAAAGAGCGAAAACGAACGAAAACAUCGAAAAAUAUUGAAAAAAUAA
Molecule: messenger RNA, 81 nt
Organism: Caenorhabditis briggsae
Lineage: Eukaryota; Metazoa; Nematoda; Chromadorea; Rhabditida; Rhabditidae
Exons: 1
Coding region: 1-81 (26 amino acids)
Source: RefSeq, a predicted model, not a curated record